Phasianus colchicus (ring-necked pheasant) is the source of this 6222-nucleotide messenger RNA. NCBI's taxonomy places the organism in Eukaryota, Metazoa, Chordata, Aves, Galliformes, Phasianidae. The record is from RefSeq and is a predicted model, not a curated record.
UUAAAGAUCCCUCAGGCACAGACUACAACUAACACCAAAGUACAGAAGAUUUUGCUUGGCAGGCCCAUCAAACUUUGUGCUUUACAUAUAAGACUCAGUUGUCUAUUUGUUUUCUGUCCACCCUCAUGAUCUACAGUAUCAGAAACUCUCACAUUUACAGCGCAGUGCCACACCUUUUCUUUGUCUUUUUUACCCCAUGAACCAGAUGCCAUCGAUCAGUCUGCCGAGUACUUUGGGAUCAUGUAACAGGGGAAAGUGCGGUGUUCAACCGUGUGCUGAGGAGCACGUGCCUCACCCCAGCUGCACUCUCCUGCAGCAUUCCCUUGUGCUCCACGCCACCUGAAAAUGAAGGCAUCCUCACAUGGUGGAACUUGACACUGAGAGAUUACGCGCACACUCUGGGCAAUUAAGAAACUGAGAAGAUAACAGUUCAUUUAACUUCUUCUGACUGGGAUCUAAGGCACUGUGAAGGCAAGGAGCAAGAGAAGGUGUAAAAAGCGAUGCUGUUCUAAGGCUAUUUUACCUUUUGUUUUUGAAGAACAUUUUAAAGCUGCUAUGAAAACUGAACAAAUACAUGACUAGAUAGGUAGGGAAACCUCAUUGCUAUUACGUACUUAUUUCUACUUGCAUUAACUGCAUGAGUUAACUGUUUCUCUCAGAUAGAUGAAGAAGAGUAUAAAAACGCAGUGAUCUUGUUCUGAUGAAGUUAAAGACAAAACUUCUAUUGACUUAUGUGGGUUAAGCUUCAGGCACUUUGUAAAUACCUAUAAAAUGGGCCACUGGUAAGCAGAUGGUCUCAACAUGAAAAGCUAUAUUCUGUUCUCCUUAUGUGGCUCUGUUCACAUAUAGUCCAGAUCUUUAUGUGAAUAAUGAUUUAGAAUUACUCUAUUAGAAAUGCUAGAUUAGAAGCGCUGUGGUGUUCAAGGUCUACUCUUAAAUGAUGUUUUGUGGUUUUCCUUGUUGUUAGGUGUAAGAAACAAACAUUCAUACAAUAGUAACUUGCUGUUAAAAAAAGGAUUGUGUAGAAAGUCAAUGGAAAUACAUUUGAAGUGUAUUCAUCAUCUUUUAAAACAGGCUUGGAAAGAAAGCAUGGAGUUGUAGCUCUAUUGUUUUGUGUCAAAAGCAAUGGCAAUUGAUUAUUUUCCUUUUUUUUUUUUUUUCUUUUGGUUUCAAAAUUAUCAGGAAGGUAAUAAAACUAGACAAGUAAACUGAUAUAUUAUCUGACAGCCUCAGAUUUCAGAAAAGCAGAAACUAUUGUAGGUGUGAACAAAGAGCCCAAAUUUGCACCAGUCACACUCAGUACUUUAUUUAAAUUUGCCUGUUGAUUCCUUUUAUCUUGGACUUCUCUUCCGUGCACAGCCCCAUCUACAAGGCUUGUAUAGUAUUUUUUUUUUUUUGCCUCUGCUUCAUUCAUACCUUUCUCAGUAUGAAUGCUAAGGAAAUCCUAGCAGACAUACUCAUGAAAAUUGCCCCAGUGUUCCUUAGAGGGUGGCUUUUAGUGAUGCCAUUUACAAUAUGGAUUUUGGUCCCACAGGUUGCAGAUGGGCCUGUGCUGCCUGGGAGCAGACCUUGGGCACUCUAGUGUGCAAUGCUCUGUGAGUACUAAUGGACAAGCUUUGUGCUGAGUCUACUCUAUAAAUGGAAAUGAAGGCUUCAGUCUGGAGGACUGCGAAGCAGAUAUUUCUGCCAACAAUAGAAGUGCUCUGAUGGUAAAAGCUAUAGGAAUGAAACUGACAGCUUAUCACAGGAGAAAAUAUAUCCUUGAUUUAUGAGCCCAGCCAGCAAAAAUGGUAUAGCAACAUAACUAGAGAUGCUGGGCAAUGCAAACAUGAAGUAAUCAACUGUUUUCCUUUAGGUUUUAAUGUACCUUUUAUUUUAUUUCCAUUUUAAAGAGUCUUUUUUACAGUCCAUUUGUUCCCUCCCCUUAGUUCUCUCAGCUCAUUACCGUGAUGAAAUGUUAGUGCCCUUAUCAGGCAAGGUUUCAGGUAAUGCUUCAGUUUUACUGCUUCAGCCUUUCCAUGAGCAAACAUUCACAUCAACCUUUAGCCUCUCUCCUUUCCUGAGUUUUGCUGUUGUUAGUUUUUCACAAACCGAAGUGCCACCUAGGACACCAGAGGGAUGGGCAGAAGUGAAGGAAGGAAAGGGGACGGGGAAGUGCCUGAGAAGGAUUGUACAGCCUGUCCUUGAGUCUACAGUGCAGAAAUCUUUUUUGCACUUGCCAGAAAUAAAGUCUAUGUAAGGUAUCUGGAAGGAGGAGGAGGACUUGACGAGGAAAAGAAAAGAGAGAACACACACAAUGGAUCUAAAUUGAACAAUAAUGAAGCAACGGAUGUUGGGUCUGGCCCUUUGGCUUUUAUUCCUCUUUCUGCAGCUAUUGCAGCAAGCUGGUUCAAGUAGGUGUAGCGACAACAAUUACGUGAUCAAUGUGAUGCUCAUGCCUGACUCGGACUUCCCAUCAACUUCUGAAAAUUUGACAUCAGCUGUGGAGGAAGCCUUGUCAACAAUACAAAAUGAAUUAGAGACAGAAGGAGUAAAGGUUACAGUCAAUGCCUCCUUCCACCACUUCAGAUCAUCACUAUAUGUCUCACAAGGCUGUCGCACCAGCACCUGCGAAGGUGUAGAGCUCAUCAAGCAAAUUUAUGAUAAUGGCACUCUUGGCUGUGCUGUCAUAGGACCUGCUUGCACUUACGCUACCUACCAGAUGGUCUCAGUUGACACAAUACUGAGCCUGCCUCUGAUCUCUGUAGGGAGUUUUGGACUGUCCUGUGACUACAAAGAAAACCUAACCCGUCUUCUGACCCCAGCUAGGAAAGUGAAUGACUUCUUCUAUUAUUUUUGGAAUGAAAUCCAGCAGCCAUUCAAAACUAGCACUUGGGAAUCUGUCUACAUUUACAAGAAGAAUGACAACUCGGAGCAAUGCCUCUGGUACAUGAAUGCAUUAGAUGCUGGAGUCACACAAUUCUCUGAAAAACUGAAGUUCAAGGAGAUUGUGAGGACACAAGAUCAGUUUAGAAAACUUGUGAAAAAUCCCAAACGGAAAAGCAAUGUGAUCAUCAUGUGUGGCACUCCAGCUGACAUCGGCCAAGACCUCGGGACGGAGACAGUGGAUAAGGACAUUGUUAUCAUCCUGAUAGAUCUCUUCAAGAACACAUACUUCAGGAAUACUACCUCAGCCCAUUACAUGCAGAAUGUACUCGUCCUGACUCUACCACCAGCUAAUAACAACUUCAGCACAAGGACUGUUGACACCAGCCUGCUGGAAGAUGACUUUGUUAUUGGCUAUUAUAAUGCAGUCUUGCUGUUUGGACAUAUUCUGAAGAAAUUUAUCUUCUCCCAAAGCCCUGUGUUACCUCUCAGCUUCAUCAAUGAAUUCCGAAAUAUCACUUUUGAAGGUGCACAGGGUCCCGUGACUCUAGAUGCAUUCGGAGAUAUUGAUAACAAUCUGACCCUGCUGUACACGACACAGUCUGCAAGUGAUCCACAGUACAGAGUUCUUAUGUAUUUCAACACUCAGGAGAACAAGACGUAUGUAGUAUCUACCAGUCCGGAUUUCAUCUGGAAGAGCCACAGGCUGCCUAGUGAUAUUCCAAGCACUGGCCCACACAUACUGACUAUUGCUGUCUUCACACUCGCAGGAAUUGUGAUUCUGGUUCUGAUCAUCUCUUUGCUUGUCCUGAGGAAGUACAGGAGAGAUAAUGAGCGUCGGCGGAAGAAAUGGUCCCAUAUAUCACCUGAGAAAAUCUUGCCCCUGGAGACCAGUGAGACAAACCAUGUCAGUCUGAAGAUUGAUGAAGAUAAGAGACGUGACACCACCCAGAGACUGCGUCAGGGCAAAUAUGACAAGAAGGUGGUGAUCCUGAAGGAUCUCAAAAACAAUGAUGGUAAUUUCACAGAGAAGCAAAAAAUAGAACUGAACAAGCUCCUGCAGAUUGAUUAUUACAACCUGACCAAGUUCUAUGGCACAGUGAAGAUGGACACCAUGAUCUUUGCAGUGAUUGAAUACUGCGAAAGAGGUUCCCUGCGGGAUGUUUUAAAUGAUACAAUCUCCUACCCUGAUGGCACAUUCAUGGACUGGGAAUUUAAAAUCUCUGUCAUGUACGAUAUUGCCAAGGGAAUGUCUUACCUGCACUCAAGCAAAACAGAAGUCCAUGGUCGGCUCAAAUCCACGAACUGUGUAGUGGACAAUCGCAUGGUUGUGAAGAUCACUGAUUUUGGCUGUAAUUCAAUUCUGCCUCAAAGGAAAGACCUGUGGACAGCUCCUGAGCAUCUCCGUCAUGCUGACGUAUCUCAGAAGGGUGAUGUGUACAGCUAUGGCAUCAUUGCCCAGGAGAUCAUCCUACGCAAAGAGACCUUCUACACCAGACACUGCCAGGACAUCAAAGAGAAACUUUACAGAGUGGAGAAUGACAAAGGAAUGAAGCCUUUCCGACCAGACCUAUCCUUAGAAACAGUAGGAGAAAGAGAGAUGGAAGUAUACACACUAGUGAAAAGCUGCUGGGAGGAAGACCCAGAGAAAAGACCUGACUUUAAGAAAAUUGAGAAUAUUCUGGCUAAAAUAUUCAGUAAUUACCAUGGCCAGACCAAUGAAAGCUACAUGGAUACCCUGAUUCGACGUCUACAGCUGUAUUCCCGGAAUCUAGAGCACCUGGUGGAGGAGAGGACAGAGCUCUAUAAAGCAGAACGAGACAGAGCAGACAGGCUUAAUUUCAUGUUACUUCCAAGGCCAGUAGUAAAAUCUUUGAAGGAGACUGGCUUGGUAGAGCCAGAGUUGUUUGAAGAAGUCACUAUCUACUUCAGUGACAUUGUUGGCUUCACCACGCUCUGCAAAUACAGCACUCCUAUGGAGGUAGUAGAUAUGCUGAAUGACAUCUACAAGAACUUUGAUCACAUUCUUGACCAUCAUGAUGUUUACAAGGUAGAGACCAUUGGCGAUGCUUACAUGGUGGUGAGUGGUUUACCAAAGAGGAAUGGCAACCGACAUGCAGUAGACAUCUCCAUGAUGGCUCUGGACAUCCUUAGCUUCAUAGGAUCCUUUGAGCUCCGACACCUGCCUGGUCUGCCUGUUUGGAUUCGCAUUGGAAUUCACUCUGGUCCAUGUGCAGCUGGUGUAGUAGGAAUAAAGAUGCCUCGUUACUGUUUGUUUGGAGAUACGGUGAACACAGCUUCACGGAUGGAAUCCACUGGCUUGCCUUUAAGAAUUCAUGUAAGUGGUUCCACGGUUGCCAUCCUGAAAAGAACAGAUUGUCGAUUCCAGUAUGAAAUGAGAGGAGAAACAUACUUGAAGGGCAGAGGGACUGAGAUUACAUACUGGCUGACGGGUACUGAAGACAAGGAAUAUAAUCUCCCAACACCUCCUUCAGUGGAGAAUCAGCAGCAGUUAAAAGAUGACAUAGCAGAGAUGAUAACCAAAAUUCUUCAGAAAAGAGAAACUGAAGGUUUCAGGACCAGAGAGAUUAAACGGGUAGCAAGCUACAGAACAGGUACCCUGGAAUACUUGCAGCUGGCCAGCACAGAGAAUUCUGCUACAUAUCUUUAAGACUGGAUGUCUAGCAUGACUUAAAAAGCUACAGCAACUCCCAGGAGUACUUCAUAUUAAAGGCUGGAAGCUUAUGUUCUCAGCUGGAGGAGAAAGAAAAUACCUUUCAAGGCAACCUUUCUACCACUCAACCUGCUAGUAGUACAUCAAACCUCUCUUCACUGUCAUGUCCAAAUUCUUAGAUGACUUCAGCAGGGGACAGGCAAUCUGAUUUGAGAGAAAUGAGACCUGAGGAUACCUUAUCUGUUCUGGUUUGUUUUUUAAAGAUGAUAGCCUGUUCAAUAAUUCACUUCUGAAAUAUUCACAGCAUAGCCUUAAUUCCUCAUGAUUUUCAAAUGUUGUAUUUAAUUUGUAAUUUUUAUUUCAAGAAAGCUUUGCUGUAAUAUAUUUGAAUACAACAUUAAACAUACUGUAUAAGUCCUGGAUAUUUGCCUUUUUUUUUCCCCUGCAGUUUUCCCCUCUCUCCCACAUUUUGUUUAGCCAAGUUGUCUUUCUUAAGCACUUCCAUUAUUCACCUUGGGAGAUAACUCUAGAAUCUAUAUGGUUUCUAAAAUUUAUCUGAAUGUCUUAAAUCUGAAAAAUCAAACAAAUCUUGCAUAGCAGACCCUUUCAUAUCUUUCCUCCACUUCUGUUUAUGCCCCCAAACCAGAAGUACAAAAGAAAUGAACAAACUUCUCCAUGUUUUU